AUGGCGAAAGAAACCAAGCAAACGACGUUUGUGAUUAUUGAAGAACAAGAACAGCAAGACAAGCCAACGCAAAGCGAGACGACUUCUGAUACUACGAGUACUAGUACUGGCACUACCAAUGGCAAUGCAUAUUGGAACAUUCCUCAUAGUCCCGUCACUACCAGUCCUGCUUUGGAAGAACAAGAGAUUGCUUCAGAUAUCUCUGCUACCGGUACAAGUAAUAGUACAGAUCCACCGGGAGAAGGUAUUUUGCAUUCGAUUCGUCAGUACGAUCAACUCCGUCAAGACUUCCCCAAUGACUUUAUCCCCCCAGAAGACGACAAUUCCAACGUAGAACUCUUUGAAGUACCACUCCCACCAGACGACAAUACAGACGAGAUUGCCUUUUGUCAUCUCACGGCCAUCAUUCCGUUUACCACUGGAGACCAAAAACCGUUCCACAUUGCCCUCGAAGAUGCCGCCGUCAUUGCACUUGCCAUUCAAGAUUUGAAUUCCGGCAAUGGCAUUCUCGUCCCUGAGAUACAGGGUCUCAAUGAGAGUUGCAAUGUCCGCUUCACCACAGAAUGGCUCGAUACGGAAUUUCAAGGCGGCGUUGCCUUAGGACACGUCGUGGAGCAAGCCAACAAACAAACACAACCACCCUGUGCCUUUUUGGGAGCCUACAGAUCUGCCGUUUCCAUGCCCAUGGCGAUCGCCACGGGAUUGUUUCAAGUGCCACAAGUCAGUGCGGCCAGUACCAGUGCCAGUCUCGACGAUGCCUCACAAUAUCCUCUCUUUGGAAGAACCAUUCCCAGUGAUACCGGAAACGCCAUUCCUACCAUCAUUUACAUGCACACUGUGUUGGGUUUGCAACAUGUGGCCAUCAUUAACGUCAACGAUGCCUUCGGGAAUGCCUACGUGGAAGGAAUGCGCCAUGCCGCAGCCAUUCACGCCCCGCAGCUCAAAAUUCAUCAAGUUCCACUCGACGAAGGACAAGCCGCCAUUUCAGCUGCCGUCGCUUCGGUCAAAGCCAUAGAAUACCGAUACAUUUUUAUGAUUGUCUUUACGGCGGAAACACAUGAUGCCAUUAUGACCGAGGCAUACCAAACAGGUGUCGCCGGAGAUGGACAGCACGUUUGGAUCUAUGCAGAUUCCUUUUUGGGUGUCCUCGAUGGACGCUCGUUUGUCAAAGAUGGACCACUCCACAAGAGUUAUAGGGGAUCGGGAAUGGUGGAAAUCGUGGGAGGCUUCCCGGGGAUGCCCAAGUAUGAUAGCUUUGUCCAACAUGUGACCGAAAUGGACAAUCCGGCCGAUUUGCAAACCAUUGGGGCACUCUUUCCCCCACAUGACGAUUGGCCCACGUACGAUGCCCACACGUAUGUCACGGGCCAGCACGAAUCAUAUCUCAAGGAUGUCACCAGCAUAUUUGCACCCUUCACGUACGAAGCUGUGGUGGGAUUGGGCUUGGCCGCCUGUCAAGCAGCAGAACAAAUUGGGACGUUGGCAUUCACCGGACAGCAACAUUUUGAUGCCUUCAAGAAUCUAAGCUUUACUGGAAUCUCAGGACCCGUUGUGUUUGAUCCUGCCACGGGGACACGAGAUCCGGCAUCGGCACUCUACAAGGUGAACAAUUAUCAAGAACAAUUCGAGACCGAUCCCGAGACGGAGAAGAAGUGCAUAGCGUUGGUAGUCGUCGUUCCAUUGGUGGUCUUGGCCGUGUUGGGCGUCGUCGUCUUUUUGUUUUAUGAAAACAAACGCAAAAACAAUGAUUCCGUCUGGGAGGUUGAUAAGAAGGACAUCAUAUUUGACGAUCCUCCCCAAAUUAUUGGAAGAGGGACGUUUGGGUUGGUGUUGUUGGGGGAGUACCGAGGGACUGCCGUGGCGGUGAAACGUGUCAUCCCACCUCAAUCCAAGGAGGAAUUUACAGGAGGCAGUGAAAGUACACAUGGCCCGGGUAUGCGGUCGAUUAAGGGAUCCAAAUCAGGUGUGGGAAUGGUGUCUGGGGUCAACAGCAACAGGACCAGAAUGUCGUCGUGGUCCGGAAUGUCCAUGUUGGGUAGCAGGAUGCCAGCAAAUGGAAAAGCUCGCAAGGGUUCCUUUGGGUUCCAGCAAAGCGAGGCUGCUCAAUGGAAACAGAUGAAGGCAGAGUUCAUGGAGGAAAUGAGGUACCUGUCAAAGCUGAGGCACCCAUGCAUUACCACUGUCAUGGGCGCAGUCACAAAGGGAGAACCAAUGCUCGUUAUGGAGUACAUGGAUCACGGAUCACUGUAUGACCUACUGCACAACGAGACACUAGCGCUUGAGGGCGAGCUGCUCAUGCCACUUUUACGGGAUAUCACUCAGGGAAUGAGGUUUCUUCACGCCUCUAACCCGCCGGUGAUACACGGCUGCCAAUAUCCUCGUGGACAGCCGUUACAGGGGCAAGGUUGCAGAUUUCGGUCUCAGUCAGAAGGAAAAUCUCGGUGGAACCGGGACGCCUUUUUGGAUGGCCCCAGAAUUGUUGAGGGGGAGAGUGCCACACGUUGCUUUCUUGAUGUCUACAUUUUGGGAUAUUACUUUAAUGAAGUCUUCUCUCGGCGUGAUCCCUACGAUGGGGAAGACGCAGAGCAAGUGUUGAAAUUGGUUGCAGACAAAGCUGUUAGAAAGAGGCCGCCAGCUCCUCUACACAUGCCAGAAUCCAUCAAGGGGCUAAUGAAGGAUUGUCUUGAUGAUGACCCAGAGAAGCGCCCCACUUGCGAAGAAGUGGACACUCGCUUGAAACGCCUCGAUGCCGAGACAUUGGACGGCGACCAAAACAGCAGCAAAAUGGGGCAAGUCAGCUUGUUUGACAUCUUUCCGAGGCACAUAGCCGAGGCUUUGCGCGAUGGGCGUACGGUCGAAGCAGAGCACAAAGACUCUGUAACGAUAUUCUUCAGUGAUAUCGUAGGGUUCACCACCAUUUCCUCUGAGCUUGAGCCGAGGAAGGUGGCCAGAAUGCUAGACCGAUUGUACACCAAGUUUGAUGCAUUGUCUCAGCAACAUGACAUUUUCAAGGUGGAGACAAUCGGGGAUGCAUACAUGGCCGUUACUAACCUGGUCAAGGACCAAGAUGAGGAUCAUUUUGGUUUCCAUUCUGGACCUGUGGUGGCUGACGUCGUGGGGACUCGCAAUCCAAGAUACUGCCUGUUUGGGGACACUGUGAACACGGCAUCCCGCAUGGAGUCCAACUCCGAGGAGAACCGCAUUCAUUGCUCGCGCGCAGCGGCAAAGCUUCUUCAAACACAGUAUAAAGAUUUACCGAUGAAAUCUAGAGGCAAAGUGAAGAUCAAGGGAAAGGGAGAAAUGCAUACCUAUUGGGUGAAUGAAGGCGUUAGAGGCAAGCGCCUGACGAUGUCUGUAAAGGAAUCAACAAAGUCGGGUUACUUUCCGAUAUUGUCGGAUCGCGGCAUGACUGCUCUGGCUGAAACAUCGGGCGAACUUAGUUCGGCACUGGGCCCGCUGCUCCAGGAACAUGCUCCUGGCAACAAUUCGCUGGAGCUGGAGCCAACACUUUUUGGAGCAGCCGGAGAAGAAGUUUGA
Seminavis robusta is the source of this 3537-nucleotide messenger RNA. The record is from the annotation of a GenBank genome assembly. Lineage: Eukaryota; Bacillariophyta; Bacillariophyceae; Naviculales; Naviculaceae.